This is a messenger RNA of Merops nubicus (carmine bee-eater), 1179 nucleotides long. It is a transcript of the gene CLVS2, whose product is annotated as clavesin 2. NCBI's taxonomy places the organism in Eukaryota, Metazoa, Chordata, Aves, Coraciiformes, Meropidae. Gene Ontology annotation, cellular component: membrane. The record is from RefSeq and is a predicted model, not a curated record. Gene Ontology annotation, molecular function: phosphatidylinositol bisphosphate binding.
CAGGCAGGUCUCUCCCCGGAGACGCUGGAGAAAGCCCGGCUGGAGCUGAACGAGAACCCCGACACCUUGCACCAGGACAUCCAGGAAGUGCGGGACAUGGUGAUCACCCGGCCGGACAUCGGCUUCCUCCGCACCGCAGAUGCCUUCAUCCUGCGGUUCCUACGGGCCAGGAAGUUUCAGCACUUCGAGGCGUUUCGCCUCCUGGCCCAGUACUUUGAGUAUCGCCAGCAGAACCUGGACAUGUUCAAGAGCUUCAAGGCCACAGACCCGGGCAUCAAGCAGGCGCUGAAGGAUGGCUUCCCCGGCGGGCUCGCCAACCUGGACCACUACGGCAGGGAAAAGAUCCUCGUCCUUUUUGCUGCCAACUGGGACCAGAGCAGGUACACACUGGUGGAUAUUUUGCGCGCCAUACUUCUUUCUUUAGAAGCCAUGAUAGAAGACCCUGAGCUUCAAGUGAAUGGAUUUGUUUUGAUUAUAGACUGGAGCAACUUCACCUUCAAGCAGGCUUCCAAGCUCACACCAAGCAUGCUUAGAUUAGCCAUAGAGGGCCUUCAGGACAGUUUUCCAGCUCGGUUUGGAGGAAUCCAUUUUGUCAAUCAGCCGUGGUAUAUCCAUGCCCUCUACACAGUUAUACGGCCCUUUUUAAAGGAGAAGACACGAAAAAGGAUAUUCCUGCAUGGUAAUAACCUCAACAGCCUGCAUCAGCUAAUACACCCUGAGAUCCUGCCUUCAGAGUUUGGAGGAAUGCUGCCCCCCUAUGACAUGGGGACAUGGGCAAGAACACUGCUUGACCAUGAAUACGAUGAUGACAGUGAAUGCAAUGUGGACUCCUACAACGCUCCUGCAAAGGAUAUAGAAAAGGACCUCUCUCCCAAAUCCAUGAAAAGGUCUCAGUCAGUUGUGGAUCCUGGGGUGCUGAAACGCAUGGAUAAGAAUGAAGAAGAAAACAUGCAACCUUUGCUUUCACUUGACUAACAGUCCCUGAGCAUUGGACAUGUACUGAGGUGGAAGGCACUGCCUCUCAACAAUGAGCAACCUACUGGGAAACAGUGUAUUGGCUGGAAUCCUAUUUACUCAUGUUAAUGUAGCAUAACGGCAACAGGCAGCAGGUUUUACUAUUCCACCUGAAUUGUGGAUGCUCUUGAGUGAAAAAGAAGAGGAGAAAAACGGAAAAUAAAA